GUUGACCUCUGUGCGGGUGAAAACCUCGCUCUCUUAUUGGCUGACGGUUGACCUGCAGACAGGUGAGGAUGGCAGCUCGUGCUGACGCGGUGCUGCUGCUGCUGCUGAGCGGUUCGGUUCUGCUCGGACACUCCGCCGGUCCCGGACACUCCUUCUCCUCCUCGGCUCCGGAUUCUGAGCGCGGCAGGAUGGAGCUGCGGCGCGUGCGCACCCUCGCGGCUCUGUCCCGGUACGGAGAGUGUUGGGCGCGAGCUCUGGAGUACCUGGACGCGAGCUGCAGGGACUUGACGUCGGAGAGCCAGAGCCUGAUCGCGCUGCGGUUCACCCACUGUCACCUGAGCAGCUCAGGCAGGGAUUUCCCAGCAUGCCCUGAGGGGUCAGAGGUCAGCAGGUGUACAGCUGGCAUGGACACAGUGGCGUUUAACAGCUACACAGAGUUCUUCACACACACCCACUCCAUGUGCCACUUCCUGCAGUCUGAGGCCUGGCAGCGCCAAGCAGAAAACACCAUUUACAGGUUGACAGAGAGCUCGGCAGGUGUAGCCGAGCAACUUCAGUCCACCAGGCUGAUGGCUGAGGACCUGAUCGAGGCCCAGAGUGCUGCCUUGCAGGCGCAGAAGGCGAUCCUGUCCAAUGGCGAGGAGCUCAGAGUCACACUCAGAGACUCCACACAGGGUCUGCGGUCGGUGUUCUCAGAGCUCAGCAGCGCCUCGAGGGAGCAGCAGGUGGCGCUGUCCGAACUCUUCAACAGAGUUUCCUUCUUGCAGAGUUUCCUACUGAUGGAGACUCACAGCCUGAGCUCCUGCUGCUACAACGCUGCUGCCCUCUGCACCUCCUUCCUCAUCACCUCCACUCCACGCUCCUCCAGAGCCAGGUUGGUGUUGUUGAGUUUAGUAUGUUUGAACUUCUACCUGGAGAGAAAGAUCUACCAGUUUGUGCUGAGCUCUGAUAAUCCUGAGCACCAGCACAUGGAGCUGCUCACUGUGUAUGUGAGUGCAUUGAGGCGGUUCAUGGUGUGUGUUGGAGUGUGUGUUCUGCUGGUGGUGUGUGUGCGCUACAGGGACCCGGUGCAGCAGAGUCUGCAGGUGCUGCAGCAGCUCAGAGAGACUCAGAGGAGCCUGCAGGAGGCGCUGCAGCAUGCAGAGAGUUUAGGGGAGCGACGGAGGACGGCAGAGGACGAUCAGCUUCGUGUGAAGAUGAGAUCAGAGAGCAGAAGAAGAAAGGAGAUGCUGAGGAGGAAGGAGGAAAGAAGAGAAGAGGAAGAGAGGGAGGACAUUUCGGUGUAUCCCACCACUGGCGGCUCAGACCCAUCGAACCUCUCGCACUUCGGGCCGUGCGGGGGCUGGAGCCGGUCCCAGCUGCCAAAGGUUGGAGCAGCGACAGCAUCCUCAGCAGCACCGGGAACGCCUCAUCAUCCACCCUCAGGAGCGAUUCCCACAACGCCUCAGUGCCUCAGAGUCCAGGCAGGCGGCCUCGUCGCUCAUCCUCUCGCCUUCCUCAGUCUCCCCCCUCCUCCCCGCUGGUGUACAGCAUCCUGGUGGAGGACAAACAGCCUCGUUACAGCCUGAGGAGCAGAAGGUCGGACAUUCACUGACUCAUCCACUGCAUUUAUGUUCUCAUUUUUCUACUGGAAACAUAAUUUUACUUAUGUUUUUGUUUUUGUCUGUUUUUGUAAAUGUAAAUAAAAUGUUUUUAGAUUUAAAACAAGAAAACAUGUCAAAGUGAUGAGAUGAAGGUAUGUAAAAUGUCUGUUUUUGAAAUGUUUUCUGAGAUGAAGCUGAUUGGAGUUUAAGGCACACACAUUGUUUUUUUAGUGCAUGUAAAAGAUUGGCAAAGGUACUUUCUGGUACGAAGGUUGAGUUUUGAUAAACUCGUAUGUUGUGUCCAAAAUCACAUACUUUGUUACUUGUAUUCACCGCUCUGAGUGCUUAAGUGCAUUCAAGCUGUCAAGAAUGGCUACGGUUCAGGCUGCAGGAGCGACAGUCUAAGCCAAGGAGCCGAGACCUCGCUCUUCCCAGCCGUCUCUUCCAGCUCGUCUGAGGAGACAGCGAGGUGUUCACAAGGCAGCCUAGAGAUCUAAUCUCUCAGCGUGUCCUGGGUCCGCAACGGAGACCCCCCCCCCUAUUAGGACAUGUCUGGAAUACCUCACCUGGGUGGUGCCUCGGAGGAUUCUCGAACCACCUCAUCUGGCUGCUGCCAGCUCUACUCUUCCUCUCUCCUGAACGAACUUCUCAUCUCGUCUCUAAGGGAGAGCCCAGACAUCCUUCAGAGGACACUCAUAGAUGAAGAUGAGAGCCUCAGAAAACAGAGAAAAUGAGAACCAGACCACAGGGAGAGGAGAGAGGGAGGAGGAGGGGAGCUGCUCUGGGAUCAGAUGUCUGGACGGAGGAGGAGGAGGAGGAGUUGUGGUGUCGGUCUGCAGCUCAGAUCAGACUUUCACACAAAAGCCUGGAGCUGCUGAGAGACGGCCAACCGACAGACCGUCUGUCUGUCUGUUUGGACAAACUGACGCUGAAGAGAAAGAGGGAAAAGUCUUCAGAGGGAGUCAAACCGAAGCAGCAGGAGGAGCACAAAUCAGAAAAAGUGGAGGCACUCGAGCAGGAGGAGAGCUGAGUCUGCACAUUCUGCUCUAAAGCUCCUACAGACGUGUUUGAUUUCAGGAUUCUGGAUCCUGAAAAGUUGUUCCUCAGCUUUAUCUCGGAGGAGCUGGACUGACAGAAACCCUCAGUCGGCACACCCGGGGAUGGUUUUUAAUCUGAAAACCACAUCAGCCAGAUUCCUGUGAUUGUUUCUGCGGAUACGUGACGUGGAGAUGGAGGCACGGAGACUGGUAACGUUUAGAUUCCUGAAAGAGUGACAAAGAGGAAAAGAUGGGAGCGAGAGGGGGAGGAUGAAGGAGGGUGAGACAUUUUUGACCUCCACAUGGCUUCAGCCAGAGAGCGAACCACCAGAGUCGCAGCUGAAGUUCAUUUUCCUGAAUGGAGAAUAGAGUGAAGCAGAUAACCGAUGCCGAGCGCGCCUGUGUGGAUUUCUCUGAGAGCAAAACUGACUCUGAACAAGCAGAAAGUGACUGAUUCAAAAACAAACACCCAUAUUUAAAAAAGGUAAAAGAGAAGGAAAAAUCUCAUGAGAGUGGAGAAUGAACUGAACAAACCCUGACCUGCGUACAGGUGUGCAGUGACGUACCUGUGCAGGCAUGCAGCUGAACCGACCUCGCAGCACUCUGCUCAGCCUCCCUGCUCCUCCUGCUCCCUCCUUCUCCAGUCAGUUCAGCACCAUGAGGUUCUCCUACCACCUCAACACGCCGCCACAUGGCAGCCGCAGCGCCACCUGCAGGACAGGUGAGUGCGCUGCAGGUUUUGUGUAUUUGUUUAAAGGCACUUAUUGUAAAUGUAUGUGUUUUAAAAUGUUUGUAAGCUUUCAGAUUUUACCACAGCUACGUCUGCAUGUUGUGUUAUUGAGCAAUGAACUGAAGUUAAACUAGGGCUGGGCUGUACUUUCAUGUAACGCCAGGUUGUACCACAAGAUGGCGAUUCACAGUAACCUUUACAGGUGAGUCAUUAUAAACACUGCUUAAAGUGGCAGUGUGAGAAAUGUCAAAGCCUCUUAAGGAAAUGGAGGAAAAAGUAAAAAGAAAUGUCAAAAGAUGAGAAGAAGAAGAAAAAAAAAAAAAAAACAACACAUCUGUAAACACCUGGUAAAAUGCUGCCCCCCAGAGGUUAAUCUUAUUUGAUGCAUUCUGCAGAGGGUAAUUUCAAAAAGUGCCUUUAACUCCGCAGAAAUUGCACAUUUUUUUUUUUUAUAGGGAUGGUGUUGGCAGCUGGUUCCAAGAAAAUAAAAUAUCUGCAAUUUUU
This is a messenger RNA of Oreochromis niloticus (Nile tilapia), 3854 nucleotides long. RefSeq lists its product as uncharacterized. The record is from RefSeq and is a predicted model, not a curated record. Lineage: Eukaryota; Metazoa; Chordata; Actinopteri; Cichliformes; Cichlidae. Bases 69 to 1568 code for a protein of 499 amino acids. The transcript is spliced from 12 exons.